Molecule: messenger RNA, 258 nt
Organism: Diversispora eburnea
Lineage: Eukaryota; Fungi; Glomeromycota; Glomeromycetes; Diversisporales; Diversisporaceae
Source: the annotation of a GenBank genome assembly
AUGAGGUUUUGGGAUUUGAUUGAAUCUAAUGAUCAAGAAACAACUGAAAAUAGUAGUGUUUUUGAUGAAUUAUCAAGGACACAACGACUUUAUGCUUUUGCAAUUUGCGUAUUGUCAACAGUUAAAUUAACUUUUGGAAAUUUGAAAGGAUUCGCAAUUUUAUAUACUGUUGGUAACAUUCUAGCAUUUACAAGCACCGGAUUUAUUGUUGGAUUUAAAAAACAAUUCAAAACAAUGUUUGCCCCUGGUAAAAAAUGA